UUGAUUUGCAUAUAUCGGAAAGGUCAAUAGUUUCCUAUUGCACCACGGGAGGGUGAAAUACAAAAUGGCGACGCCCAUGGAAGAUGAUGAGCCUGUCAGCUCGGACGAUUAUUAUUCGCUCCUGAACUGUCCCAGGACGGCGACCCAAGAUGAGCUGAAGGCAGCCUACAGAAGAUUGUGCAUGGUGUACCACCCAGACAAACACAGGGAAGACGAAGACAAGCAGUUGGCAGAACAACUCUUCAACCAAGUCCACACGGCAUAUGAAACUCUUAGCGACCCCCAGAAGAGGACGAUCUAUGACAUCUACGGUAAGAAGGGUCUGGAGGUGGAGUGGGACGUGGUUCCCAGGACACGGACGCCGCAGGAGAUCCGAGAGGAGUACGAGAGACUACAGAAGGAACGGGAGGAGCGCAGACUACAGCAGAGAGCCAACCCUAAGGUGUGUUGA
Molecule: messenger RNA, 451 nt
Organism: Branchiostoma floridae (Florida lancelet)
Lineage: Eukaryota; Metazoa; Chordata; Leptocardii; Amphioxiformes; Branchiostomatidae
Product: dnaJ homolog subfamily C member 11-like
Exons: 3
Coding region: 65-451 (128 amino acids)
Biological process (GO): cristae formation
Source: RefSeq, a predicted model, not a curated record